AUGCAUAAGAUGAAUCAUCUGUGGAAAUACAGUCGGUGUUUUGGUUAUGUUUUCGUACGCCCAGAAUAUCUACACGUAACUUCUGAGUUAGCCGUGUUUAGCCAAGUUCAGAGAGGGAUCAACACAGUUGCUGUGCCAUGUGUCAUCAAUUCUCGCUCUCGCCUUGUGCACACGACCGCUUCAUCGUUCACUCAGCGACUUCUUUCAAGCAAUAAGAUCGUCACCAAUCAACUUCCGUCUGUACGACAAAUAGAACAGUUUCUUUCUUCUAAAAGCAUCAAAUACGAGCACGGUCACACAGCCAUACUCGCACAGUGCAGCUUUUGCGACAAGGGAAAAGACAAAACGAAAAAACAGGAACUCAGUCUAUUUAUAAACAAAACCACAGGGAGCCACUUCUGUAGGAACUGUGGGGCUUCAGGGUCAUGGAGACAGUUAAAGGCCACUGUGUCUGAGAAGCAAAGUGGGAAUAGCAGUAAUGUGAUAAGUGAAAGUAGUCAACCAGCACCCCUGGUCAAGGCAGAUGUCAAAGUGACAGAGCUGUGGAAAGAGGCAUCCCCUCUCUCUAGCUACCCUGAAAAUACCAAAAGACAAGUUCUGGAAAAGUUUUCAGUCCAGAAAUUAUCUGAUGCAUUACUAGAUGAGUAUCAAGUCCAUUUAAUCAUUCACAAGUUUUCUGAGCCGGAUGGCUCUGUGACAGAGCAUUUGUGCUUAGCCUUCCCUUGGUAUGAUGCAAAGAAGCAAGGUGUACAUGGAGUUAAGCUGGUCAAAGUUAACCAGGGCUCUGACAAUAAUGUAUCUCUGCUUCCCAGGCAAGGAUUUCUUGGUAUUUUUGGAUGGAACACUAUUCCUCAAGAAGCAAAAGAGGUUGUUCUAACAUUAAGUGAAUUUGAUGCCAUUGCUGUCCGUCAAGCCACUUCAUAUCCAGCAAUAUCUUUACCACUUGGGACACACACACUCCCACCUGAGGUUUUACCCCAGCUAGAACAGUUUGAACGUAUUAUUCUCUGGUUGGGUAGUGAUGUUCGUUCAAAGCAAGCUGCAAAUCACUUUUCUAGAAAGCUGAACAUCCAAAGAUGUCAUUUUGUCAGACCAAGUGAGGAGAACCCACCAAAUGGUGCUCUAGAUGCUCUAAACAAGGGCUAUGACCUUCAGAAGCUGGUGUCAAGUGCACAGUCCAUCAGCCAUGAGAAGAUAGUCACCUUUCAUCAGCUACGAAACGAGGUCUAUGGGGAACUGGUCAAUUCAGAUCAAGUUGCUGGUGUAAAGUGGAGCCGGUUCCCAAAACUGAAUUCCAUUCUGAAAGGGCAUCGGCGCGGAGAACUGACCAUAUUUACUGGACCAACUGGGGCUGGAAAGACAACACUGUUAAGUGAACUCUCGCUGGAUCUUUGUCAGAGUGGGGUCAACACUCUUUGGGGAAGCUUUGAGAUUCGAAACGUGCGCUUGAUAAAGACGAUGCUCAACCAGCUGUCAGGGAUAAACCUCCAAAAGAACGUGCAGCAGUUCACGUACUGGGCAGAUAAGUUCGAGAUGCUGCCCAUGUAUUUCAUGUGCUUCUACGGCUCUCAGAAUAUCAAUAGCGUCGUUGAGACGAUGGCUCAUGCUGCCUACGUGUACGACAUCGAUCACAUCAUCAUAGAUAAUCUGCAGUUCAUGACAUCAAAUAUAAGGUCAGAUGACAGGUACUCUGUCCACAAUCAGGCGAUUGGGGCCUUCCGAGACUUUGCGAGCACCAAGAAUGUACAUGUAACGCUUGUCAUUCACCCUAGAAAGGAGAACGAUGACGUAGAGCUUCAGACUGCAUCUAUAUUCGGCACAGCCAAGGCAAGCCAGGAGGCCGACAACGUGAUGAUCCUACAGGACAAGCGCGGAAGGAGCGAUAAAUAUUUACAGGUGACAAAGAAUCGCUUCGAUGGAACAGUCGGUCGUAUUCCAUUGGAGUUCGUCAAGGAAUCCAUCUCAAUGUCAGGGUUUGGAAAAUCAGAAUCCACCAAGUCAACGCCAAGAAAGGUAGCCCAGGUAAAGACUACUAAAGUUAUAGCUGACAUCGAUAUGAUCAAUCUAUCGGGACCUGCUCCUAUUGGCAAGGGUACGUUUAGAAGGACAAACACCACCGGAAAUGACACAACAAUAGACGAUGUCCGGGGGGCUGCAGACUCACCUCACCAGUCAGAGAGAAUAGUGAACCCCGCGGAAAAAAGUAGAAAUAGUGAGACUGCAUCGGGGGGUGCUGGUUCCACUAAAACGCCGAGUGAAACGAAGAAGAAUCCCCAAAUGUACCGCUCGCUGCAGGGACGUGUGAUGUCACAGGUGACAACGAGUAAAGCGCCGAUCAGUGGUACUACCGCUGUAAGUAAUAUGGCGAGCACCAAGCAGCAAUCUACUUCCGGUGUCCGCUGGACGAAACGACUUCCGGGUACCAAGCUCCAGGGCAAUGUUCUUAGCGGAAAAGACAGAAAAUAAGAACGGAGGAGCAACCAAAGGGAAUGAGGAUUAUUGUCUGGAAAAAGUACAUCAGGUCGGCAUUUUAUGCUCCCGAAUAAUAAAAGUCACUACUUCAAGCGAAGAGGGAGAUUUUAACAAUUAUUGUUAACUUCAAUUGUCAUAUACCGUCCUGUUUUCACGCGUACGCAGUUGCGACGGAGUGGCUGGGGGACAUCUUAAAGGUUAUUCCGAUGCUGGUACCAAGUCUCGGGGGUAUAAUAUGAAAUAAGCACUUCCGUUCUCUCUGUAAAAUAUGACAUAAUGUAGACCUUUAGGACAAUUAAAUAAAUUAAGUUCUUAUUUUGAAUAAUUUUUUGUCAACCCCAAAACUUUGUAUGAUGUGGAAUCAGAAUCCGAAAAAAUCGUUCGGCUAAAAAUAGCAGCCUUUUCUAGCUGUUUCUUUCCAAGCCGCCAGGAUCACAGUUGUAUCUAAGAAAUAUUGGUUAACAAGAACGUACAUAUUUUUAACUUGAGAACUUUCCAAUAAAACUAUAGCCACAGGGA
Nematostella vectensis (starlet sea anemone) is the source of this 2991-nucleotide messenger RNA. Its product is annotated as twinkle mtDNA helicase. Gene Ontology annotation, biological process: mitochondrial DNA replication. The transcript has 17 exons. Gene Ontology annotation, molecular function: single-stranded DNA binding; ATP binding; 5'-3' DNA helicase activity. The record is from RefSeq and is a predicted model, not a curated record. The coding region runs from base 1 to 2466 and encodes 821 amino acids. Gene Ontology annotation, cellular component: mitochondrion. NCBI's taxonomy places the organism in Eukaryota, Metazoa, Cnidaria, Anthozoa, Actiniaria, Edwardsiidae.